Penicillium roqueforti is the source of this 1044-nucleotide messenger RNA. RefSeq names its product putative cAMP receptor (Car4) (gene gprI). The record is from RefSeq and is a predicted model, not a curated record. Gene Ontology annotation, cellular component: plasma membrane. Bases 1 to 1044 code for a protein of 347 amino acids. NCBI's taxonomy places the organism in Eukaryota, Fungi, Ascomycota, Eurotiomycetes, Eurotiales, Aspergillaceae. Gene Ontology annotation, biological process: adenylate cyclase-activating G protein-coupled receptor signaling pathway; cell surface receptor signaling pathway. The transcript has 6 exons. Gene Ontology annotation, molecular function: G protein-coupled receptor activity.
AUGUCGUACACUCCCGAGGAGCUCAACCGGAUUGCCAUUGCAGGGCGAAUCUCUUCAGUGCUCUCUAUUCUGGGCUCAUUCACAAUAAUCGGCGCCUUUGCUCUCUCGCGACACUUCCGGAGCCCUAUUCAUCGUAUAAUAUUUUUCAAUGCCUUUUAUAAUCUGUUCGACUCUGUCGCCACCAUGAUAUCCACUAGUGGACCUGCAGCUGGGGAUACUUCGUCGCUAUGCCAAUUCCAAGGCUUCGCGCUGCAGAUGUUUCCAGUAGCCGACGUGCUCUGGACAUUCGCAAUGGCCUUGGAUACAUACUUGGUUGUCUUCUAUCAUUUUGAUACUCUGUCUUUGCGCAAGCUCGAAGUCAAAUACAUUAGUGUUAUCACUGCUCUCUCCUUCAUACCUGCCUUUGUCUUUCUCUUCAUCCGCGGUCAUGAGAAAGGUCCUAUAUAUGGCGACGAAACCAUCUGGUGCUCAGUAGCUCGCAGUUGGAUGAUCCUGCGCAUAAUCUUCUACUAUGCACCCGUAUGGCUGAUAAUAGUAAUCGUCCUAAUACUGUACUCUCUCAUCGGUAUCGAGAUAACCAGAGUGCGCGACGAGUUCAAAUUGAGCGAGGACGAUCACAUCGCUCUGACCUCUAACAACUCCGCUAGCAGCAUCACGACAAGCGCGGAUGCGAAUUCCCGGAGAAAAACUGGGUUGACCCCAGAAUCUACCAUAACAAGCGAUAUCACGGAACAAAAUACGUUCCAGCGUCCGCCUCCAUCCAGAAACGCCUCGACUACUUAUCAAACCCCGAAACAGAGACGUGUGUCGCUGAGGCAGUAUGUGAUCAUGCCAUCGCUUUUCUUCCUAGCGAUGCUAGCAACGUGGAUUGCACCGACCAUCAACCGUAUCGCGGAAUUCGCGCAUCAUGAGCAUGGAUCUUACUCGCUUCUGCUCUCCGGUGGAAGCGACGAGCUUCGGAGAGGAGGAUGGCUCUUAGACAGAAUAGAAAUCUUCGUGGGUGACAUGGAUCUCAUGAUGCCAUCGUUCUGCAUGUUCAAAUGA